UGCUCGAACAACAGACAAAAAACACAGUUCGAAAUACGCCGGCUUUCUGUAAACAACACAAUUUUUCGGUUUACGUUUUUUACUGCGUCGAUCAACAUUUUUAUGACAAUUUUUUUUACGUGUCGAACACUAACCCAAAUCGUGAAGAAGAAAAAAAAGCACAGUGAAGUGUGACAACGAAAAAAGAAAAAAAGAACCUGUAAAAAAUAUCAUAAAUUAAUUGGUACGUCGUCGGAAGCUUGAGAGCAUAAUAUGAAAGCGUGUGGUGCGCAGUCGGAACCAAUGCAUUUACGACUUUGCUCUGUAUUACACACGGAUUGAUGCAUUACAAAAAAAAUUGAUAAUAAUAUUCUUUAUUCAAUUGAAACUUGUUUUGUGUUACACAACGCGUUCAGAAAAGGAAAAAUUCCGAGCAAAUUUAAUUUAGAAAAAAAAAAUAACCAUUGAAACAAUAUUACCUCUCGAUUCGGAUUCAGUUGUUACAGUUAUUCAAUCCAUAAAACACAGACGACUGGAAAAUUCGAUGCAAUUUAAGUGUAGUGCAAUCGUAUCUCAGUUGAAAAUAAAAUAAAAAACAAACCAUAAACACACACGUACAUAAAAACUGGUUGCAACUGAAGCAGUAGACAUUAUGUGCGUUCAACGAAAUAAUAAUACGAUCGAGCGAAAGUGAUACUAUACUUUUAUUGUUUGAUUGUAACUGCAUUUAGUUGCUGUAAUAAAAGUCAACGUAAUCUGUGUGUAAUAGACGCUAAUCAUUGGGAAGCUACCAGUAGAGAAUAUAAAUACGAUAUCGGAAAUUUAGUUAAGAAAAAGUAACGCGACAGCGCCAAAAAAAUCAACCGCAUCAAAAUUGGAUAAUGUUUUAAAAAGGAGAAUCAUGUGCAUGAAGAGUUGUUUUGGCAUUUUGACGUUAACAGUGAUCUCUCUAUUGGCAUUGGUGGCUUUUGCAGGUGCAGCACAAAAAGCUGAAACGACGACCGAGGCGAGCGUGUUUAAAACAAAAUCAUGCUUUGAAAAGCCGUAUCGAUGUCCUCAUCCGAAAAUUGAAUUUUAUUUAUAUACGCGAAGAACUAUGAAAAGACCCGAAAAACUCGAUGUACUAGAUCCAGAAGCACUUUAUUAUACGCAUUUUAAUCGAGCACAUCCAACGAAAAUUAUCAUCCAUGGUUUUGGUGGCGGUCGAAAUUUCUCACCUAGUCCCGAUUUACGUGAAGCAUAUUUUCGAUUGGGCGAUUACAAUAUCAUAAUUGUCGACUAUAGUCGGGCAGUGAAAGAACCAUGUUUAAGUCAAAUGGAAUGGGCACCACGGUUUGGUAGUUUAUGUAUUGCACAAUUAGUUAAGUAUAUUGCGAAUCAUCCACGUGGUGUGCGGCCCGAUAAUAUGCAUUUAAUCGGCUAUUCGGUUGGUGCGCAUAUUGCUGGGCUAGUGGCCAAUCAUCUUAAACCGGAAGAGGGAAAACUUGGCCGAAUUACCGGUUUGGAUCCCACUAUAUUUUUCUAUUCGACUACAAACACUACACGGGAUUUGGACAAGAGUGACGCACAUUUUGUGGAUGUAUUGCACACGGGCGCCGGAAUUUUAGGUCAAUGGACUCCAAGUGGUCACGCCGAUUUUUAUGUCAACGGAGGAACUAGUCAACCAGGUUGCGCGAGUUCAACACUAUUCAAAACACUUGCAUGUGAUCACACAAAAGUCACGCCAUAUUUCAUCGAGUCGAUCAACAGUGAUCGAGGCUUUUGGGCCGGACCUUGUCGAAAUUUACUAACAUACGUACUGGGCUGGUGUCAUCCAAAAGAUGAAGAAUACGUUUUGAUGGGAGAACAUUGCACACCAAAAGCUCGUGGUGUAUACUACGUAACAACAAAUCCUGAUCCUCCAUUUGCUCGUGGUUACCCUAACAACGCUGAAGGAUCAAAUGAUCAAAAAUAUGCAGGAUUGAGAAAAUGAGCCGCAUACGAUAAACAUCAUUUUUUUUCUAAAAAUGUACAAUAACAAAACUCUUUUUGUCAUAUAAAAAAAGUUAUCUACGACGUAAAAUGUGAUAUAAACAAUUUUUUUUUA
Molecule: messenger RNA, 2065 nt
Organism: Contarinia nasturtii (swede midge)
Lineage: Eukaryota; Metazoa; Arthropoda; Insecta; Diptera; Cecidomyiidae
Product: pancreatic lipase-related protein 2
Exons: 7
Coding region: 881-1951 (356 amino acids)
Biological process (GO): lipid metabolic process
Molecular function (GO): lipase activity
Source: RefSeq, a predicted model, not a curated record